Molecule: messenger RNA, 1090 nt
Organism: Drosophila willistoni
Lineage: Eukaryota; Metazoa; Arthropoda; Insecta; Diptera; Drosophilidae
Gene: Ddrgk1
Product: DDRGK domain-containing protein 1
Exons: 2
Coding region: 70-993 (307 amino acids)
Source: RefSeq, a predicted model, not a curated record
AGCUGUUAUUUUGUUGACGUUUACCUUUUGCCAAAAUAUCGUGGUACUGGGCAUUUUUUAAAGUAAAUAAUGGACUUGAUUCUACUUGUAGGGAUAGCCGUUGCCUUGCUGGUAAUUUUAGCUACAUUGUACUUCUUGCAAAACAAGAAUAAGGCAGCUGGGGAGGCAAAGCCAGCAGCAGCAGCGCCGCGACGUGGCGUGCCACAGCGGGCCCAGGAAGGAGUCCCGCGUCGAGCUCAAAUUGCCCGAAAUCAACGCAAUCGUCUGCAACAAAACGCUCCGGCUCCAGCUCCAGAAGCUGUCGCACCAGCAGCUGCUGGCGAUUCCGAUGACGACGAAGAAAAUGUUGGAGCCGAUGGUGCUCGGCUACCCCAGGGUGCCGUUUUAAACGAAAAAAUGGGUGCAAAGAAACGAGCAAAAAUGGAGGCCAAAGAGCAGAAGCGCUUGCAAAGAGAACAUGAAUUGCAGGAACGCGAAAAGCGAAAGGUAAAGGAAGCCAAGGAAGAUGCCGAGCGCAAGCAGCAGGAGGAAGUGGAGGCGGAAGCUGAACGCAAGAAAUUGGAUGCCGAACGCUUGGCUAAAGAAGAACGGGAACGAAAAGAGCAUGAGGAAUAUCUUAAAAUGAAAGCUGCCUUUAAUGUAGAGGAAGAAGGCUUUGAGGAGGGUGACGCAGAUGAUCAGGAAAGUCUCUUAGCUGACUUCAUUCAGUACAUCAAAGACAACAAAGUUGUUCUUUUGGAGGACUUAGCUGUUGCGUUCAAAUUAAAGACACAACAAGCGAUUGAGCGUAUUCAGGAACUGCAAGCGAAUGGGUCGCUCACAGGAGUCAUUGAUGAUCGUGGCAAAUUUAUUUAUAUAUCACAAGAAGAAUUGGCCGCAGUUGCCAAGUUCAUCAAGCAGCGUGGCCGUGUUUCGAUAGCUGAAUUGGCCGAGAGCAGUAAUAAUCUGAUAAACCUAACGCCUGUUCAGUCCGCUGCUGGAGGCGACUCCUGAUCAAUUGAGAUUUAUUAGCCACUUGUAUAUUAAAUGUAUAAUUAGUUGCAGAUUCUAUUGAAUAGAGAAUAAAAAAAAAAAAUUGUACAAAUUGAGA